UUAAAGCAUCAGAGGGCGAUGGCCCUCCCAGCAGAGCUGGUCCUGGGACUCCAAACCCUGGUGACUCUCCUGAGCCCCCAGGAAGCAGGGGCCAUCAAGGCCGACCACGUGGGCUCCUACGGACCAGCCUUCUACCAGUCUCACGGUGCCUCCGGCCAGUUCACUCAUGAAUUUGAUGGGGAACAGCUGUUCUCUGUGGACCUGAAGGAAAGGCAGGCUGUGUGGCGUCUGCCUGAAUUUGGCGACUUCGCCUACUUUGACCCACAGGGAGGGCUGAACAGCAUCGCCAUGAUCAGAGACCACCUGGACGUCCUGGUGGAACGCUCCAACCGCACCAGAGCCACCAAUGUGCCUCCAAGGGUGACCGUGCUCCCCAAGUCUCGGGUGGAGCUGGGCCAGCCCAACAUCCUCAUCUGCAUUGUGGACAACAUCUUCCCACCUGUGAUCAAUGUCACCUGGCUGCGCAAUGGUCAAACAGUCACCGAGGGAGUGGCCCAGACCAGCUUCUAUUCCCAGCCUGACCAUAUGUUCCGCAAGUUCCACUACCUAGCCUUUGUGCCCACGGCCAAGGACGUCUAUGACUGCCGGGUGGAGCACUGGGGCCUGGACGCGCCACUCCUCAGGCACUGGGAGCCCCAGGUGCCUACCCCGCUGCCAGAUACCACAGAAACCCUGCUGUGGGCCCUGGGCCUGGCCAUGGGCCUGGUGGGCUUCCUUGUGGGCACCAUCCUCAUCAUCAAAGGCACAUGCCAGUCCAGUGCUCCCAGGUAAUGACCUCUCUGAGAGAAGCGAUUGUCAAGACA
Otolemur garnettii (small-eared galago) is the source of this 803-nucleotide messenger RNA. Its product is annotated as HLA class II histocompatibility antigen, DO alpha chain. Gene Ontology annotation, biological process: immune response; immunoglobulin production involved in immunoglobulin-mediated immune response; peptide antigen assembly with MHC class II protein complex. The transcript has 5 exons. Gene Ontology annotation, molecular function: MHC class II protein complex binding. The record is from RefSeq and is a predicted model, not a curated record. Gene Ontology annotation, cellular component: membrane; MHC class II protein complex. The coding region runs from base 19 to 771 and encodes 250 amino acids. Lineage: Eukaryota; Metazoa; Chordata; Mammalia; Primates; Galagidae.